CUUCUAAUGAAUAACGCUUUCUUAGUGCCAAAUCGGAAAUCCCUAAGCAGCAUCGAAAAGCUGUUUCCCUCUUUUGGCGCAAUUGAUGCAUGAAAUCUCCAAAUGCCCAACCAUUAAUUUCCCAAACUGACUAACUUUUUUUCUCAAUCCAAGCCCGCUUUGAAAGACUUAUUAAACAUAAUUCUCGCUUGGCAAGUGACACCAAAAUGGAACAAGAAAUCAUCCCAACCAGCAAACGCCGGAAAAUCGAAGAAACAGUCGUGAACAUCCUCAAAAAUGCCGACUUGGAAACGGCCACCGAGUACUCCGUCCGGUCAGCCGCAGCCCACCAGCUGUCCACCGACCUCUCUGACUUGGCCCACAAAUGUCUCGUCAGACAAGCUCUGGAAUCCUUCCUGCUCUCAACAGCUACAACAAUGUUGGAUGAUGUCAACAGCAACAACGCCCGCAAGGUUUCUGUGCCACAAAAGAAUAAAGAUGACCAAGAAUUACCUAGUUGCAGUACUGGGAGAGUUAUUUGCAAAUUAUCAGACAAGAGGAGUGUGGCAGUUCAUGAUUUUAGAGGGAAAUGCUUGGUUUCAAUUCGGGAUUACCUUGAAAAAGAUGGGAAGCAAUUAUUUUCUGGCAAAGGAAUUAGUUUGACAGGUAGGCAAUGGUCAUUAUUCAGGAGUAGCUUCCCUGCCAUAGAGGAAGCGAUUGCAAAGAUGACAUCACAAACAAGGUUAGCAGUUGGUGAAAAGCAGUCAGCUGUAGAUCUCUUGGUGGGUGACAUCACUUCUCAAGAUAUUUUUCCUGAUGAUAAAAACAAAAUGGAAACAGAUAUAUCAAAUUGUGCUGAUGCAGUUGAUCCUCAAAGAGAAGUUGGAGAAAGAAACAGUGUUGCAUUGGGGACAAACAAUUGGAUGGCCAUCCCUAAUGGACGACAAUCAUUACAAACUGAAUUGGUUCAAGUAAAUUCUUUUGGUGUGAUGGACCAUCAAAGCCAGGGAGACGGUGAGUGGAAACAUGAUGGUUUGGAUGUAAAUCACUCAGUGGCCACUCCCAGCUCUCAAGGACAGACAUUGAAUCAGAGAUACCAUCCUCGAGUGGAUUCAGCUGCUACAUCUGCCUUUGCUCCUGGAGGACACAUGCCACAGCAUUCGGUUGCCAGUUUCCCUCAAAGUCUUGUUCCGAUCAUGACCACCCGUUUAGACGGAAAGAAUUACCAUUGUUGGGCGCAUCAGAUGGAGUUCUUCCUUAAGCAAUUGAAGGUUGCACAUGUUCUCAAGGACCCCUGUCCGAGCAUUUCUGCAGAAUCAAUGAGUUUUGAGGAAAAAUAUCAAGCCAAAGCUGCAGUACAGAAAUGGGUUGAUGAUGAGUACAUAUGCCGCCACUACAUUUUGAACUCCCUAUCAGACAAUCUCUUCAAUCAGUACUCAAAGAAAGGUUGCAGUGCUAAAGAGCUUUGGGAAGAACUUGAAUCAGUUUACAACGAGGAUUUUGGAACAAUAAGGUCCCAGGUCAACAAAUAUAUCCAAUUUCAGAUGGUUGAUGGUGUUUCUGUUUUGGAGCAGACUCACGAACUUCAAAGGAUUUUAGCUACUAUCAUGGCUUCAGGAAUCUGGAUGGAUGAAAAUUUUCAUGCUAGCGUCAUAAUCUCAAAACUUCCCCCUUCUUGGAAAGAGUACCGUGCAAAAUUGAUGCAAGAGGAAUUUUUAUCGCUCACUGCAUUGCUGCAUCGUCUGGAGGUCGAAGAGGAGGCGCGUUAUCAGCGUAAUCAAGAAAGUUUUUCAAGAAAUGCUUUCAUGGACUGCUCAAAAGUUCAAAACAAGUCUGGUCUGAGGAAAAAAGAGACGAAGAGGCUAUGCUACUCGUGUGGUAAGGAGGGGCAUAUUUCUAAAUACUGUCCCGAAAAGAAAUUCGAAAGUCAUGGACAGAGCAAUGGAAAGGAAAAUGAAAUUAUCCCAAAUGUUACAGCUGCUAAAGUGGAGGAAAAGUUUCAAGAUUAGUUAACUACCAAUAAAUAUACUCAAGGUUUUAUGGUAAGCCAAUGAAAUUCGUUUUGUUCCAAUGAGGGAACGAAGCAACCAUUAGCCUAAGCACCUAAUUUGGGAUAGGCUGGGUAACAUCCAUGCAAGAAAUUUUGCCAAAACCCCCUGCAUGUGAUUGCGGUGUUAGCCUCCUUGAUUAGAAGAAAAGACAGAAAAGGUAGAGGGUUUCUGGUGGUUUGUGGCAUCUUGCCAUGGCUUUUUGAAAUGAGAUUAUGCAUUGGGUGAUAAGAACACUGCAAAUCAACCAAGUUUCUUUUGCUUCAUGUUUGUCAGGGAUUAGUCAAUCUGCCGAUGACAAGCUUGUUUUGAUGUCUCAGUUUGGCAUAUAACUUGAGGAUAUCUUCAAAUCAGCUUCUAAUUUAGAGUUGUAAUCUAAUGUACUCCCAUAAAAAUCAAAUUCAGUGCCCCAUGUCGAUUCAUAUUUGUGUA
This is a messenger RNA of Coffea eugenioides, 2459 nucleotides long. RefSeq lists its product as uncharacterized. Lineage: Eukaryota; Viridiplantae; Streptophyta; Magnoliopsida; Gentianales; Rubiaceae. Gene Ontology annotation, molecular function: zinc ion binding; DNA binding. Bases 207 to 1988 code for a protein of 593 amino acids. The transcript is spliced from 4 exons. Gene Ontology annotation, biological process: regulation of DNA-templated transcription. The record is from RefSeq and is a predicted model, not a curated record.